Coccomyxa subellipsoidea C-169 is the source of this 893-nucleotide messenger RNA. RefSeq lists its product as hypothetical. NCBI's taxonomy places the organism in Eukaryota, Viridiplantae, Chlorophyta, Trebouxiophyceae, Coccomyxaceae. The record is from RefSeq and is a predicted model, not a curated record. The transcript has a single exon. The coding region runs from base 549 to 761 and encodes 70 amino acids.
AGAAGAUCAAGGCGGCGGGAAGAAUUCGCCGGCGCGGCCUGCAGACGGGAAGGCCGGCGGCGUCGGCAAGGAUGCCUCAGGCUUUUCGGUCCAAGCUAGGUAGCGCAGUCUCGCAUGGUGGCUCCGGUUGGGCUCAGAGGGGAUUUGCUGGAGUCAGGCACCGAGGUGCUUGGGUCAAAGAGAUGAUGCGCAUUUGCAGCAAGUGCACUUCCGUCGGCAUGAGGACUCUGUUGGAAUUGGUUGCAGCACUGCGAUUUACUUCCGGUAGCAGAUUAUAGAGACGAGUCGUGUGAAUCUUGGCUUCAUGUACAGUUGACACGUACAAAGAGUACAGGACUUUUAACACAGAACUCGUACAGCAGCCUGCUUGCUGACUGGAAACAUGCACUUGCAAAAGUGAGAACCGGUGCCGUGAGACUCUUUCAAUGGACCUGCAAUAUGGAUCAUGUUUGAUUCAACUUGACUUGCUGCCGCCUGCAAACUUGGAAGUCUAAUCUGGGCUGGGUUAGACGCAGAAUUAUGCCUGCUCAAACAAAGAAAACUGGCUGAUGCAGAGGUUCACAUGCCAUCAGCUUGUUCCCUGGGAUGUUCUGGUGGGAAAGUUUGCAAGCCUUGCGGUGUACGUAGGCAUUUUCGAUUUGUUUGCUGCUUGUUGCUUUAGGGAGGGAGUACUUCCCACUGUUGUUGUCGUGACUGUUAAAUCAGCGAGGUGCACAUUAACUUGCAAAGGUCCAUUAUCAGACAGAACAUAUCAAAAAUAGCAUGAAAGACAUGAACAAGGUGUCGUGCCCAAUCAAGACUGAUCUUACGUGCUUUAGGAUUAUAGACCAGCUUUGCUCAAGUAAAGUAAAAAAAUUGCCAACAUCGGACUUGUGUAUGUAAGCCGCAAAUUU